AUGGUUCCGACGUUAAAGUCCCCACCACCCAAAUCCGGUUCCGAAGACCCAAACCCGGGUUCGAAUGAGAUCCAGUACAUAGGUGUUCGGAAGAGGCGUUGGGGACGCUACGCCGCCGAGAUCAAAGAUCCCGGGAAAAAGACCCACAUCUGGCUCGGGACCUUUGACAGCGCUGAAGAGGCAGCGCGUGCGCACGACACUGCGGCGCAUGAGUUCUGCGGAGCCAACGCCAAGACCAACUUCCACGCCCCCGCUGAGCACCAGCUCCAGAGGCCGAGUGGUAGCAAAAGGAUCGUACAGGUGCAACAACAAUUAACGGAUACCAGUACCAUUACGUCCGCCGGACCUCCCCUGCCUUCCUCCUCGGCCAUCGCCACCGCCACCUCCUCCUCCUCCUCCUCCUCAAUAGAAGAUGAGAUUUACGACACGCCGGAAUCGAUGCAUUUAUCGAAGAGGAGGAGUCACCGAGAGGAGGGGAAGAAAAAGUAUCAGAGCAAGUGA
Pyrus x bretschneideri (Chinese white pear) is the source of this 501-nucleotide messenger RNA. Its product is annotated as ethylene-responsive transcription factor 4-like. Gene Ontology annotation, biological process: regulation of DNA-templated transcription. Lineage: Eukaryota; Viridiplantae; Streptophyta; Magnoliopsida; Rosales; Rosaceae. The coding region runs from base 1 to 501 and encodes 166 amino acids. The transcript has 2 exons. The record is from RefSeq and is a predicted model, not a curated record. Gene Ontology annotation, molecular function: DNA binding; DNA-binding transcription factor activity.